AUGGUUGCAGUCAAAGCUCCCGGCUUCGGCCUCAAGGUCGACGGCAAAGACGCCCGUCCCAGGUUCCCCAAUGCCAUUUCGGGCUGGCGCAGCAACGGUGUCCCGGUCCGCGAGCAGCGCAUGCUCGCCUUCAUCGAUCGCAUCUCGGAUAAGCCCAAUUGGGAAACCAAGGUGUUUGACGAGACGAUCCUCGCCAAGUGGCGCGAGGAGGCGUCGGCGCGGCCUGAGGAUCUGAACGGCGACGUUGUGCUUUCGGAGGAAAUGUUUGACUUUUGCAUCAAAGAACUGCAAGACAAGGCCGAAACCUUCAAGAAGACGGGGCUCGUCAACAUCUACGACUCCGAGGUCACCAUCGUCAAAUCCGACACGGCCGUUUCCGAAGACCUGCGCCAGUCCCUAAUCCAGGCCGUCAAGGUCCUCGAAGACGUGCCGGACCACAAAAGGACUGGCACCCCGGCUCGGAGGGGACCGUCCUCGACCUGCUCCAUCCUUCGCUCCUCCCGAGGGCGGCAAAAAGAGUACGGCUCGUUCCAGUGGCUGCCGACCGACGUCGAGCUCACCGACUCGGGCGCCAAGUUUCUCGGCUACGUCAACAACCUGCACCCGGAGCGCCACGCCGAGGUGGUCAAGGUCCUCGAGAAGAUGGUGGACGCCGCGCUUCCCCUGUGGAACGAGAGCCUGAGCGGCUACUACUUGAGGCCGCGCAUCGACCUCGCGGGGACGGGUUCCGACGACUGGUGCUAUCCCGAGGGGCUCAAGUAUCAGAUCCCCGGCAGGGAGGGACCGAUGUCGUGCCACUUCUACGACUGGAAGACGUCGAACCGCAUCCUCGUCUACAGGGAGCCGCGCGCCUACGAGCCCCAGGCCAGCCUCCCGAAAACCCACUGCCGGGACCUAGAAGACCUGGUGACGGACCUGAAGAAGCAAUCGCCCGACAACACGAUCCAAGUCAUCGUCAAGCUCGCCAACAUCGAGCUCACGCCAGAGAACCCACACUACGCGGGCGGGAGCUGGCACGUGGAAGGCGCGCUCAACGAGGGCAUCUGCGCCACGGCCAUCUACUACUACGAGCAAGACAACAUCACCGACAGCCACCUACGUUUCCGGCAGGGCCUCGACGCGGAAGAAAUCAUCAUGCUCCCCGAGCAAAACGAGUACGAGAGCCUCGAGCGCUUCCUCGGCGUGGAGCAGGAAGGUUCCGCCGUGCAGGAGCUGGGCGAGGUGCUCACGCGGGAGUCGCGCAUGCUCGUGUUCCCCAACUGCAUGCAGCACCAGGUGCAGCCCUUUGAGCUCCAGGAUCCCACGCGCCCGGGCAGGCGCAAGAUCUUGGCCAUGUUCCUCAUCGACCCCAACCGGCCGGUGCUCUCGACCUGCAACGUGCCGCCCCAGCGCAGGGACUGGUGGGCGGACGAGGUGCGUCGGCAAAACGCGCUUGACAAGCUGCCGGCGGAGCUGUUUGACCACACCGUCGGGCUGGUGGACGAUUUCCCCAUCUCGUGGGAAAAGGCGCUCGAGUACCGUGAGAAAUUAAUGGAAGAGCGGUCUAAUAUGAAUGACAAGGUGACGGACGAGAUCAUUUCUGAGGCCUUCAGUUUCUGCGAGCAUUAA
This is a messenger RNA of Parascedosporium putredinis, 1608 nucleotides long. The record is from the annotation of a GenBank genome assembly. NCBI's taxonomy places the organism in Eukaryota, Fungi, Ascomycota, Sordariomycetes, Microascales, Microascaceae.